Messenger RNA from Maniola jurtina (meadow brown), 843 nucleotides. RefSeq lists its product as uncharacterized. The coding region runs from base 151 to 804 and encodes 217 amino acids. Lineage: Eukaryota; Metazoa; Arthropoda; Insecta; Lepidoptera; Nymphalidae. The record is from RefSeq and is a predicted model, not a curated record. The transcript is spliced from 3 exons.
AUCACGAUUUAUGACUGUUGGUUUAAUUAUUGUUAUCAAAGCAUCGCUUAAAAUUAAACACAGUAGUAAUACUUAUCCAAUAUUCUGCAUAAUUACAAAAAACCUAGAAUAAUUUAAUAUUUGCAAUUUCUAAAAAGUAAAGAUGUCGCAAUGAUGAAACUCAUGAUCAUAUUUCUGGUUACCAUCGUCACUCCAGCGUUGUGCCAAUACGCUAUUCAAACCGGCCUGCGCCCCGACGUCAGGUUCGGCGAAGGCAACGACAGGUUUGACAUCACCAACCUCAUCCGACAAGAAAAGAAGCAUUUUAAACCUAAUCUAGACUCGCAGUCUGAAGAAUUUAGACGAAGGUCUAAACCACGAGACAAAAAGAAAUAUUAUAAAGCAAACGAAAACGAUCUUCCAUGGCCUAAAUUACUGAAUACCGAAACUGGGAGAAGUAUUUUAAGAAACAGAAUAAAGAAUAAACUUGAAGACCAUGUCAACAAUCUCGCUAAUACGGUUAUACACAAGAUUAGAGGCAUGCGACGGAAUGAGGAGUUUGCGUAUCAUGACGAUAUGAAUAGCGAAGGUGAUGGGGAAGACUUUAAUACCAACCUUAGAGCAUUUGACCACGUUCAGGAUUUUAAUGAUGAUGAAAAUGAUUAUGUACGAAGACAAAAUCGUUUGCAAGAUAUUGUCAAUAAGUUGCAUGGGACAAAUCAAACUCGGCGGAUGGCGAUGGAUCCCGAGAAAGAAAUAUUGUUUCACUACGCGUUCCCCGUUGAUAUGAAGAUUGAAGGGUUUUUGCAAGCGCCUGUAAAUUAAAUGAACUGAUUCGUUAAAAAAAGAGAGAGUUCGUUUGUU